This is a messenger RNA of Arabidopsis arenosa, 2081 nucleotides long. The record is from the annotation of a GenBank genome assembly. NCBI's taxonomy places the organism in Eukaryota, Viridiplantae, Streptophyta, Magnoliopsida, Brassicales, Brassicaceae.
UUUUAUGCAUCUCCUUCGAAGCUCCAAAUUUCAAACACAAGUGCUUUGUCUUCCGACUUUUCUUCUCUUCGGGCUCCUGAGAUAAGGGGUUCUUCUUCUUCUUCUUUUUUUUUUCUCUAAACCGGAAAAAAAAGAAAGAAGAAAAGAACAUGGAUUUGCAUUCUUUUCUAAACUCAUACUUUCUUUUGGUCCUCCUCUGUCUUCUUAAUAUUUCCACCAUUAACUUAGCGAAGCCAUCAAAACAAGAAACAGUGCUUUUUGGUGGGGAGUUUCCGGCUUUGUAUGUUAUUGGAGAUUCAUUGGUUGAUUCAGGAAACAAUAACCAUCUUGAGACAAAGGUCAAAUCGAAUUUUUCACCUUAUGGUUCUGACUUUGAAGGUGGUAAACCUACCGGACGGUUUAGCAAUGGCAAAACAAUUGCUGAUUACAUUGCUAUCUAUUAUGGUCUUCCUUUGGUUCCUGCUUAUUUGGGAUUAUCGGAAGAAGAAAAGAAUAAUAUUUCAACUGGUUUUAACUAUGCUUCUGCUAGUUGUGGGAUUCUUCCUGACACAGGAAAGUUAAUGGGAAAAUGUCUCUCGUUAAGUGUCCAAGUCGAUAUGUUCAAGGAGACCAUCGCAAAUAAUCUGAAGAAGAACUUCAAGAAGUCAGAGCUCCGUAAACACUUGGCUGAAUCGUUGUUUAUGACCGCAAUUGGGGUUAACGAUUACGCAUUCUUCUUUAAUAUGACAACCGAUGCGAAUGAGUUUGCAAACAAGCUUCUUCAUGACUACUUGAUACAAAUAGAGAGAUUGCACAAGUUAGGAGCAAGGAAGUUCUUCAUCAACAACAUUAAACCAUUAGGAUGUUACCCAAAUAUGGUAGCUAAGACCGUGCCACGCGGAAGCUGCAACGAUCCUUUGAACCUUGCGAUCAGCAUUUUCAACACUAAGCUUAUAAAAAGCCUGUCUCGUAUGUCGCAAAAAUUCAACAAGAUUUCCUUUUUAUACUCCGAUUACUUCAACUACAUGUUGGGACUAAGAGGACCUUCAAGCAAUCAAGUUGGUUCGAGUCUAUUGAACGUGACAAGCCCGUGUUGUCCUGAAGUUUAUGAUGGAGGAAACAAUAAUCAUCUUCCGACAAUGAUUAGAGCGAAUUAUCCACCUUAUGGUUCGGACUUUGAAGGAGGCAAAGCUACCGGACGUUUUAGUAAUGGCAAAACAAUUGCUGAUUACAUUGCUAUUUAUUAUAAGCUUCCUUUGGUUCCUGCUUAUUUGGGAUUAUCUGAAGACCGGAAGGACACUAUCUCAACUGGUAUGAACUAUGCUUCUGCUGGUUGUGGGAUUCUUCGUCUCACAGGAAAGAUAGCUGGAAAAUGUCUCUCGUUGAGCAAACAAGUCGAUAUGUUCGAAGAAACCAUCGAAAAGCAUUUGAAGACGAAUUUCAAAACGCCAUAUGAGCUGAGAGAACACUUGGCUCACUCGUUGUUCAUGACCGUGAUUGGGGUUAACGACUAUGCAUUCUUCUAUACUAGGUUAACCGAUGCGAAUGAUUUCGCAGACAAGCUUCUUCAUAAGUUCUUGAAAAAAAUAGAGAAAUUGCACAAGUUAGGAGCAAGAAAGUUCUUCAUCAACAACAUUAAACCAUUAGGAUGUUACCCAAAUAUGGUAGCUAAGACCGUGCCACGCGGAAGCUGCAACGAACGUGUAAACCUUGCUAUAAGCAUUUACAACGAUAAGCUUAGAAGAAGCCUCCCUGUUAUGAAGAAAAAAUUACACAACACAUCUUUUUUAUACUCUGAUUACUUCAAGUUCAUGUUGGGACUAAGAGGACCUUCGACCAAUCAAUAUAGUUCGAAUCUAUUGAACACGACAGGCCCGUGUUGUCCUUUAGAUUAUGAUGGAAGUUUAACUUCAAGUUGCAAGCGCAGGUCGAAAACGUGUAAGGCACCAGAUUCUACUCAUAUUUUCUUUGAUCCGCGUCAUCCGACUCAGUUGGCGAAUUUCAUGUACUCCAUUGCGUGUUUCGACGAGAGAACUAUUUGCCAUGUGGUGUGAUUUAUAUUUAACAUUCAACAAUCUUUAGAAUAACACCAAUUUAGUUGU